This is a messenger RNA of Triplophysa rosa, 2790 nucleotides long. RefSeq lists its product as uncharacterized. NCBI's taxonomy places the organism in Eukaryota, Metazoa, Chordata, Actinopteri, Cypriniformes, Nemacheilidae. The coding region runs from base 167 to 1303 and encodes 378 amino acids. The transcript is spliced from 4 exons. Gene Ontology annotation, molecular function: GTP binding. The record is from RefSeq and is a predicted model, not a curated record.
UGCCGAACUUCCUGGGUGUUGUGUCAACCAUAAAAAGGCUUUCUUAACCCUCUCAUGAAGCAAAGUACUUGCAGACACACCUUUCUGAAAGAGAAGGACAGAGGGAAGUGAUCUAACAGCAUCACAUGUUCACACAGAGCUGUUGUUUCCUGCGGUGCUUUGAUGAAUGGCAAGACAGACGCGAGCUGCCAAACAGGAAGUGAAGAGAAACAGUCCAGAUCUUCCCACAAGCACGAUAGUCUCUCUUUUAGUGCAGACCAUGGAGGGAAGUAUGCCACUUGAUAUUCACCAGGAAGAGACAGAACAACUAGUAGACACCGAUGAUGGACAGUCAGAGCCACAGGAACAAGCAUUGACGCUGGUGCUGCUCGGCUCAGCGGGUGCUGGGAAAAGCACAGCGGUUGAUGCCAUCCUGGGCGGCCCGUCUGACUGCGGCACCGGCCCUGAGACAACAGCCACCGCCGACUCUCAGAAGAGACGUGUGAUUGUGUCAGGAAGACAGGUGACUGUGGUGGAUACACCCGAGUGUUUGUGCAUGGAGCGCCCGGCUGAAGAUGUCCGUCGCCAGUUCUCACUCUGCGCGGCUUUUUCAACCCCGGGUCCCCACGCAUUCCUCCUCUGCGUCCCUGUACACCGCCCUAGCAACCUGGAGCUCCAGAUUUUGGAGACCAUAGAAAAGGUGUUUGGUCCUGAAGCCGUUAGUAAACACGCAAUGGUUCUCUACACUCGCAUGGACCGACUGUCUGAAGAUGUGUCUCUGGAUGAGUAUCUCAACACUCAACGGGCGGAUCUGCUAGAGCUGGCACAGAAGUGUGGGGGCCGGCAUCACCAGCUGACAGUCGGAACGAACGCAGAGGAGAGCGUGAAGGAGCUUCUUGAAAAGGUGGAGCGGAUGGUGAAAGAAUCCGGGACAAAGUUUUACACCUGCCCUCUGUUGCAGGAGGCAGAGAGGAGAGUAGGAGAAAAAGAGCAGGAGAUCUUGAGAAGCAGAAGAGAAAGAGGAGAGGACGAUUCGUGCAUGGAUGCGGAGGGAAUCAGGGCUGAAGCGGAGAGAAAAGUGGACGAUCUGACGGUUGAGGGCAUCGCAGAUCUCUGUGUCUCCGUCCCGAGCACUUCGUUCAUUCGCUGGUUAUGGGACAGUGUGGUGGGGUGGCUCCUGUGGCUCCCGAACAUGGUGAGGGGCAGCACUUUACUGGGGUCGUUUGUGGGUUUGUUUGUCGGGGGACCCCUGGGAGGGGCCAUGGGGGCAACUGUUGGCUCUGUGGCUACAGAGAUGGGUAGACGGAAACAAAAAAAACCCUAAGUGCUUAACUCGGUAACAGCCUUUGUUAGUUAAGGGAUAGUUCACCCUAAAAUAAAAAUUCACCCCUCAUGCUUUUUAUUUUGUGAAACGCAAAACAAGAUAUUUUGAGAAUUGUCUCAGUGGUUUUGUAUUCACACAGUGGAAGUGAGUGGGGACCAAUGUUGUUUAGUCACCGACGUUCUUCGAAAUAUCUUCUUUUGUGUUCUGCAGAAGACUGAAAGUCAUACAGGUUUGAAAUGACAUCAGAGUGAGUACAUGAUGAAAUAUUUUUUUUUUUGUGGGUGAACUAUCCCUUUACGUCCAAGUCAUUGACCAACAUUAAAUAACGCUUAAAAGGUAUCCAUAGUUCUGUUACAUUCAGAUAUGAAUACAUAUUUGUUUAUCCAAAUCCAAGAAAUAUACCACAUUUAAGAAUACAAAAAACUGUACACUAUCAGUCAAAUAUUCGGACACCAUUGCUCAUUCUUUAUUAUUAAAUUGUUUUCCACAUUUAAGAAUAAUAGGAAAGACUUUUACAUUUAUUCAUUUGGCAGACGCUUUUAUCCAAAGCGACUUACAAGCAGGAGAGCAUAUAAACAUUUUGUCAACACGCUAAACCCCUAAGUUUACAAGGCCAUGCUACUAGGAGGAUGAUGUAAUUCAAAGAGAAGUAUAGAAAUUAUAUUGGGAACUACUGUAUAUAUUGAUACGAUUUCGUUUUCUUGUUUUUAAAAGGUUUUGAAUUUUAUGAGAAACCAAAAUUCAGUUGUCUGAGCUACUAGUGCAAGUUGCAUGACAUGAAAUCUAUUUGAAUGUAUGAACUAUUGAUCUGUGAGAGUAUUUAUGAAAGCUGUAAAGUGUUACCAAACGUGUAAGGGUUUAGGCUUAAUGCCAUAUAAAAACAAGUCUGGUGACCACAGAUAAGAGGUUAGAUGUGUCUUUCAUAAGAUAUGAGACCGAUUUGGAACUAAAGCCUUUUGCCUUCUGUAUAUAUAUAUCUGUAUAUAUAUAUCUGUGUAUAUAUAUAUAUUAUACAGUAUAUAUAAUAUACAGUAUUCACAAGCACCUUAAAGCCACUGAGUGAAGUUUUCAACAUUGCUGCAAAACUUUAUUUUAAACAAUGUUACAAAACUUUAUUUUGCACAAGUGAAGAUCACGAUCAACAUUACUACUAAGCACCUCGUUUUCUUUGACUUGACAUUUCGGCUUGAAACACACUGUAAAGUCUGUUUGUUUGCAGGCUGUCUGAAUAAUUCAAUGUCUAUGUGCAUAACAAUGUUUGUAUUAAAACACAGCUGCAGGAACAAACACAUGCUCCAGAUUUCCAGACAUCCUUCAAAGUGAUGACGAGUAUAAUAACUUUCAUAUACUCUGUUUUCUUCGAUGUGCAACUUUGUCCAUUUAUUGGUUCGAAGAUCAAAUGUUUCUGCGGCUGGGUCUGGAGUAUGAAAAUAAAGCAGUCUGAUGGAAAUAUUUACUAACAGUGUGAACAAUGUGCUCCGUGUUUU